AUGCAGAGUGUAGCAGGUCCAGUAAAGACCAGAUCAAGUAGUAAAGGCGUUGUAUCCGUCGAUAAUCUACAGAUAUGGAUAGAUUUUGUCAACCGCAUCCAGUAUAAACUACCCAAAACAUCCUCAUCGUCAACAGAAUCAACGAGACAAGCAAUAGGGACAGAUGUCAAGACCAGUCAGGAUAUAUGGCAGCAUAUGGUGCUAGAUGUACAAGCUGGAUAUGGUCCUGUAGCUGAAGCAUGCAUGGGAUUGUCCCUGCAUUUACCAACAUUAAAUCAAUCGCAGGACGAUGAAGCUGCUCUGAACUUGUUGAUUGCUGCUGCUUCAUCGCCGCUACUACCGCCAUUAUCUACAAUCAAGGAAGAUGAUAUCUCGUAUGGCAAUAUUGGCCAGAAUCUAAAUAGUGCUGUCGCAAACGUGUCUGCAAAAAACCCAGCACUAACUUCCAAUACCAACGCAUCAUCACCGACGAGUACUUCUAUAACACUCUCACAGGCAGCAUGUGUGUUUUAUCUCUUGGGAGACUUUUAUAGACGCGGUAUAGGUGCUCCGGCAAACUUGUCAAUGGCUUUUGGGCUUUUUGCUAAAGCUGCCAUUUCAGGAAGUGUAGAAGCCCACGUGGCACUUGCUGGAAUGUAUGAACGGGGAGAUGGUAUCAUUCGAGACGACAGAGCCGCUCACAGACUAUAUCUUAAAGCUGCCCUAUCAAACUCGGCACCUUCACAAUUCAAACUGGCGUUUGGAUUGGAACGAGGAAUAGGUUGUAGAGUAGAUUUCUAUCUAGCUAAACUAUGGUAUCGAAGAGCUGCUGCUCAAAGUCAUUUCGCUUCGGCUGUCAGGCUAGCCAUCAUGUCUUUGGAUCCAGGUUAUGAAACGAUGGACGUCUUGUUAGAAGCCGCAGACAAGUCGAAAACUCCACGCUCUAUGCAUGAUGUCGCUGUAGCAUACUCUACAACGCGGCAUGGUGGGCCACAGGAUGUAUCAAAGAUGCGUAAAUGGUUGCAGUUAGCUGCUAGAGUCGGUCAUGCCAGAUCUCAAUGGAUGAUGGGCAAGAUAUAUCAAGAUGGACUAGGCGGUAGUAUCGUAGACCCGACAAAAGCAUUCUUUUGGUAUCAUAAAGCAGCUCUACAAGGAUAUCAGCCAGCUCAAUGGUCUGUUUCUGGAAUGUAUCGCUCAGGCAAUGGAGUGCCAGGUGGCGAACCGAAUGUUGUACUGGCAGACAAGUGGCAUAAAGCUGCAAACAGAUUCUCAUGUGGACGUACACGGGCUGACGUGGUGGACUUUGCGGGACUCUUGUCGUACUCCCUUGAUUCCGAUAAAGGCCCGCAAUGGAAUGCUCUUGAAGCUGACCGACCAUUCAAUGUAAUGAUACCCGCCUCCGUUGCUCCAACCUCGACUAUACAAUUCAAGGGCUUUGAAAAGGCUAGUAAUACCUUUAACAAUGGUCUGCUGAAUCAAGUUGAAACAGGAAUGCCGCCACGAGUUCCCACAACGAUUACGUAUAAUCCUAGUAAUAUUAAUAAUCCGAAUACCACCAAUACCACCAGUAAUGUACGUACAUCAUCCAGGCCGAUGACGUCCGUCUUCGAUAUUGACAUUGAUCCUGUUGCAUUCAAAGACAUGCCAUCACUAUUACGAACAUUGGGAGUCAGUGAUGAAGACUCUAUACAGGAACGAUCAACUCAUAUACCGAAUCUAAAUGUAUUGAAUCGAUACACUGAAACUCAUCCAUCCAGUGUAUUGAGACUCCUCAAAGUGAAGCGUCAUUUCGUGGUAGCCGAAGAGCUAUUACGAGAUGAAGAAUACGAAAAGUGUGUUGAAUUCCUCGCCAAUGGAUUUAGAACCUGGGGCGGACUACUAGAUACCUCUAUAUAUACCCUCCGUCUCUUAUUCGAAGUAGCCAUACAAAUCGUCGUGUCUAAAAACCCUAAUAAUGUUGAUGCACUUGUAUCCGACAUGUUCCUAAACAUGAAUACCCGACCAGUGGAAUUAUCGUGGGUGAUUGUGGACAAGUGUUUAGCACUCAAACCAAAUGAUCCUACGCUGUUGAUGUUUCGAGGGGAUGUCAAGGCACGAUGUGGACUAUAUAAAGACGCUAUACAGGAUUAUGAUGCUGCUGAGAAGCUGGAGAAUUCGUUUGUGGAGAAUCCUGUUGAGGUCUUGUAUCAUCGUGGAGUGUGUUAUAGUAAUAUGGAGGAGAAGGAGUACCAGAAGAUGGCUAUUGUUGAUUUGGCUUCGUAUGUUACUGCUGCUGGUGUUGAUGGAAGAAGGACUGCCGAUGCUCAAUAUACGCUGUCUGGUCUGUAUUUCUUACUUGACAAUCCGAAAAAGAUGGUAGAACACUUCCGCUAUGCUCUUGAGGCUGAAGCUGUGCGAUUGGAGUUUAUGCCUACCAUCAUAAAUACAGACUUGAAGACUCGCCUGACGCUAGAAGUCAGAUACACAAUCUGCUCAGGAGGAGGUCAAGUCCGUAAACAUCCAUGGUCGCGAGUUCCAUCACGUAUAUUACGAGCAGUUGAAGGAGAAGAACCACAAAGUGUUGCCAAACAAUGUGUGGCAUGUGGAUGUCUUGUUACAAAGACCAAAACGUGUGGUGGUUGUCGUGAAGCACGGUAUUGUGGAACGAAUUGUCAGAUUGCUCAUUGGACUCGUGGUCAUUCGACAGAGUGUAAGAAGGGUGCGAUGGUGAAGCCUCUUACUGUAGUUUGA
Molecule: messenger RNA, 2709 nt
Organism: Synchytrium microbalum
Lineage: Eukaryota; Fungi; Chytridiomycota; Chytridiomycetes; Synchytriales; Synchytriaceae
Exons: 3
Coding region: 1-2709 (902 amino acids)
Molecular function (GO): protein binding
Source: RefSeq, a predicted model, not a curated record